AUAAUGGCUUAGUAGGCUAAGAGAACAGCUUCAUUCAAGCUUCUGGUACAUUGAAGAGGUGACUGGGGAUACACAUUUAAAGUGUUUGGGGAGGCUGUGGAAGCCUUAGGAUGUCCUCCAACAGGAGAAAUGUCUUUGUUUCCAAUGUUCUGAAACGACUGUACCCUGAGGAAGACAUUUCAGGGUGCACUCCCAGGGUGCAUGGUGCAAAGCCUCCCCCAGAGAGCAAGGCCAAGGCUGCUUCCAGCCAGGAAGACACUGUACAAGUUCAGGUUGUGUUCCCACCAGAGGAAUUGUUAAAAGCCCCCAAGGUUUACACGGUGCUUCCACCUCCAGAAGGCUAUGUAGCAAGUUCUCAGCAUGAGAGCAAAUGUUCAUCACCAUCAUCCUCAAAUGAUGAAGAUACCAGAGACGAAGACUUGAAUACAACACGUAAAAGGCGCAGAAGGAAGAAAAACAAGAAAUCUAGCAAUUUGUUAAACCCUGAAAUGGAGAGGAAUUCCACUCAGGCCGAGACACCUUGGCUUGCAUCUGAUCGGAGCGCCAUUAGCAAAAGCAAGAAAAGAAAGCUGCAGAGAAAGCGCCAGAAGGAACGCACCAAGGCCACUAGAACGGAUGGUACAGAUCCACCAAGUAAAGGUGAUUCCGAAGGAGUUGAUAAAGUGAAAGACACCGGUGGGGCAGCUUCAGAAGAAGAUCAAAGAGACAAGGCCAAGGAUCUAAUGGAAUUCCUUCAGGAAACACAAGAAAUUUAUCUCAUGGAUAGAUGUGCAGAUUCGGCCGUGUCCAUUCAUGGUAUCCUGGACAUUUUAGGCCGGAUGGAGGCCGGUGACUUUCCAUCAUCAGAUGUGACUCUCUUACAUCAAGUCAAGACUCUCUUGCUUCUGCAGGACACCGACAGGUCAGAAGAGGCUUUGGACAACUUCAAAGCAAGUUCCUCUCUGCCCGCUGAUCAGAGAUUAGCCAUCUAUUCUCUGUUCCGUUACUGGAUUAUCCAUAUUUUGCCCUUGAGAAGAAAAGAAUAGACUUUUUAAAAAAGACUUUUUAGAAUAAAAAUAUCUGUGUUCGUUAAUGAAGAAAAUGCCAAUAAAAGAACAUUCAUUCAUAA
Xenopus tropicalis (tropical clawed frog) is the source of this 1108-nucleotide messenger RNA. RefSeq names its product glutamate rich 1 (gene erich1). Lineage: Eukaryota; Metazoa; Chordata; Amphibia; Anura; Pipidae. Bases 111 to 1025 code for a protein of 304 amino acids. The record is from RefSeq and is marked provisional. The transcript has a single exon.